Messenger RNA from Pan troglodytes (chimpanzee), 2033 nucleotides. RefSeq names its product H2A clustered histone 20 (gene H2AC20). Gene Ontology annotation, cellular component: nucleosome. The transcript has 3 exons. NCBI's taxonomy places the organism in Eukaryota, Metazoa, Chordata, Mammalia, Primates, Hominidae. The coding region runs from base 1 to 390 and encodes 129 amino acids. Gene Ontology annotation, molecular function: protein heterodimerization activity; structural constituent of chromatin; DNA binding. The record is from RefSeq and is a predicted model, not a curated record.
AUGUCUGGUCGUGGCAAACAAGGAGGCAAGGCCCGCGCCAAGGCCAAGUCGCGCUCGUCCCGCGCUGGCCUCCAGUUCCCGGUAGGGCGAGUGCACCGCUUGCUGCGCAAAGGCAACUACGCGGAGCGGGUGGGGGCCGGCGCGCCCGUCUACAUGGCGGCGGUCCUCGAGUACCUGACCGCCGAGAUCCUGGAGCUGGCGGGCAACGCGGCUCGGGACAACAAGAAGACGCGCAUCAUCCCUCGUCACCUCCAGCUGGCCAUCCGCAACGACGAGGAACUGAACAAGCUGCUGGGUAAAGUCACCAUCGCCCAGGGCGGCGUUUUGCCUAACAUCCAGGCCGUUCUGUUACCAAAGAAAACCGAAAGCCACAAAGCCAAAAGCAAAUAAAUGCAGACAAACAAAGACCAAAGGCUCUUUUUAGAGCCACCCAAGUUUUCAAAAAAAGAGCUAAUGCGCUAUUUUGUGAUCAGCCCUUCAUUUGACACUUUGGUGGCUCUUAAAAGAGCCUUUGGGGUGAAUGAGUGUAUGGUGUCAAACCUCUUAAUUACUUGUUCUUGCCAGGCUUGUGACUCUCCGUUUUCUUGGGCAACAGGACAGCCUGGAUAUUGGGCAAGACGCCGCCCUGGGCAAUGGUGACACCCCCGAGUAACUUGUUGAGCUCUUCGUCAUUCCUCACGGCUAGUUGUAGAUGGCGAGGGAUGAUGCGCGUCUUCUUGUUGUCCCGAGCCGCGUUGCCCGCCAACUCCAGAAUUUCCGCGGUCAGGUACUCGAGGACCGCCGCCAGGUAUACCGGGGCGCCUGCCCCGACCCGCUCCGCGUAGUUGCCUUUGCGCAGCAAGCGGUGCACUCGCCCCACCGGGAACUGGAGGCCAGCGCGGGACGAGCGCGACUUGGCCUUAGCGCGGGCCUUGCCUCCCUGCUUUCCGCGUCCUGACAUAACGGCUAAAAUUGCAGUUACAGCUUCUUUUACAAGGAGAAGAAUGUGGAAAGAAUAACCAAUUUGAUGUAAUUUAUAAGAGCUACCGGGAGGGGUGAAGGGAAGUCGUUUGAUUGGCUAAAAGCGGAGCCGUAUCUAACAGCCAAUAGAAAAGCAGAAAGCCGCCUCUUGGUUUGCGUCCUGCACUGAAAGGAAAUGACGGAUUUUACUUUCUGACCACCUUACCAGUGGGGAGAAUCCGAGACUACAGUUCCCAUGAUCCCUCAGGGCACCACGUGGUGCCUGCCCGUCCUACCAACGCUCAGCGAGGACUCCAUUUCCCAGCGUGCCUCAGGAAGGGCGCCAGGACUGCAUUUUGCUCCGGAGCGUCCAGAGUCCUGUCCCUGAGCGGGAAUCGCAGUGGCCGAGGCUGAGCGGCAGGGCAGCGCGGGAUCCGGGGCCAUCGGUCCGGUGGAGGCCGCCAUUCGCACGAAGUUGGAGGAGGCCCUGAGCCCCGAGGUGCUAGAGCUUCGCAACGAGAGCGGUGGCCACGCGGUCCCGCCUGGCAGUGAGACUCACUUCCGCGUGGCUGUGGUGAGCUCUCGUUUCGAGGGACUGAGCCCCCUACAACGACACCGGCUGGUCCACGCAGCGCUGGCCGAGGAGCUGGCAGGUCCGGUCCAUGCGCUGGCCAUCCAGGCACGGACCCCCGCCCAGUGGAGAGAGAACUCUCAGCUGGACACUAGCCCCCCAUGCCUGGGUGGGAACAAGAAAACUCUAGGAACCCCCUGAACCCCAAGAGAGGGAGGACCAGGAUCCGAAUGGGCUGGGUGAGCACGAAUUACUGAGGCCUUCCCUUUGAUACAGUCCAGGAUUUGUAAGGGAUGAAGACCCCUGGGCCCCAUUCUGUUGGGGUCCAUACAUACUCUCCGAAGAUAGCAACUUGCUUCAGGUCAAAGUGAACCCGAGAAAAGAGAAGAAUCACUCACUAUUGCUCUUGCCCUGGACUAUUCAGGAAGGGCAGCCCGGAUGUUCCAUGUUAAAUCGUGACAGAACUGCACCAGACCUGAUGAGUUGGAAACAAUCCUAUACAUUAAAAGAAAUUACACUAUGA